AUGAUAUUACAAAAAGUAGUUAAAAUAGGGGUCGGACCAGUAAUUUCAAUGUGUAAAAUUUGUUCUUCAGGUACGUUCUGGCUUACAUUGUCACUGACCGGAAAACCUACAUUGUCUAGGUCAAAUUUACUAUUACCACUUCACGCAAACAUUUCCGCGGUUAGUUCGAUAGUAAGAGUAGAUUUAGCCCAACUUCCGACGACUGUUUUUGGCAACUAA
Molecule: messenger RNA, 219 nt
Organism: Racocetra persica
Lineage: Eukaryota; Fungi; Glomeromycota; Glomeromycetes; Diversisporales; Gigasporaceae
Source: the annotation of a GenBank genome assembly